Cucurbita pepo subsp. pepo (vegetable marrow) is the source of this 832-nucleotide messenger RNA. RefSeq names its product transcription factor MYB44. Gene Ontology annotation, molecular function: RNA polymerase II cis-regulatory region sequence-specific DNA binding; DNA-binding transcription factor activity, RNA polymerase II-specific. The record is from RefSeq and is a predicted model, not a curated record. NCBI's taxonomy places the organism in Eukaryota, Viridiplantae, Streptophyta, Magnoliopsida, Cucurbitales, Cucurbitaceae. Gene Ontology annotation, biological process: regulation of DNA-templated transcription. Gene Ontology annotation, cellular component: nucleus.
UGUUCUUCGUAUAUAAACCCUAAUAACACUCCCUUUCUUCAAUCUGUACUCUCCCCUUUUCAAUUUCCGUACUUUUCUUUCCCAAUUCCUCCAAUGAGCAUUCAUCAUUCCUCUUCUUCUCCCUCCACCUCUGAAUCCUCCUCUGAUGAUUCCUCUCUCUCCGGCAAACUCCAGCCGUCUCGAAACUCCGGCGACGCGGAUAAAAUCAAGGGCCCAUGGAGCGCCGAAGAGGAUCGGGUCUUGACCCGACUCGUCGAGCGCUACGGCCCCAGGAAUUGGUCUUUAAUUAGUCGCUAUGUAAAGGGCCGCUCUGGAAAAUCCUGUCGGUUACGUUGGUGCAACCAGCUUUGCCCCGGUGUCGAACACCGCCCCUUCUCUCCGGCUGAGGAUGACGCCAUCAUCGCCGCCCAUUCUCGUUACGGCAACCGGUGGGCCACCAUUGCUCGCCUCCUCCCUGGCCGGACCGAUAAUGCCGUCAAAAACCACUGGAACUCCACACUGAAGCGAAGAGUUAGAGACCAGCGGAAAUCCGCCGUUGAUCAUAGUUCCGACGUCGUCGUCAGCCGUUCGUUGGUCGCCGUGGAUGACGACCCGUUGACGGCGCUGACGCUCGCUACGCCUGGAAUUGUUGCUGGAGGUGAGGUGGCGGCGGCGUCCAACCGGCGGAGUGAGAGUCUACCGUCCGGGUUCUGGGAAGCGAUGAGGGACGUUGUGGCCAGAGAGGUGAGGGAGUACAUGACGACGACGUUUUCGGAAAAAUCGGGGAUUUGAAUAAAGUCAAAAGGGGCUAAUAUGUAAUUGUAUAAUUUAUGGAUUUAAUAUUGGCGCUAAA